This is a messenger RNA of Argentina anserina (silverweed cinquefoil), 757 nucleotides long. RefSeq lists its product as uncharacterized. The transcript has 5 exons. Gene Ontology annotation, cellular component: chloroplast thylakoid membrane; chloroplast inner membrane. The record is from RefSeq and is a predicted model, not a curated record. Lineage: Eukaryota; Viridiplantae; Streptophyta; Magnoliopsida; Rosales; Rosaceae. Bases 75 to 575 code for a protein of 166 amino acids.
UCGCCUUUCAUCUGCUUCUCUCACUAAAUACUCAACACUCGCAUUCGCUCGCUCGCUCUCUCUGUUUGUUUCUAAUGGCGAUCUGCUCGGCUCCUCUAACCACUUCGUUCUCAGGCGGCAAGGGAUCUCAUCUGAAAGCCCGUGAGAUUUGGUUGUCCGGCAAGCCAGCAUCAUCACUAAAACUCACUGCACUGAGCCAGAGCCGGAGAAACUCGGUUCAGUUGCGAAACAACCGCAAUUUCUGUGUUCGUGCUGAGUAUAGUGAUGGUAAUAGAGGUGGAGGUGCUGAUUUUCUUGCUGGCUUCCUCGUCGGAGGAGCUGUGUUUGGAACUUUAGCUUAUGUUUUUGCUCCACAGAUCAGAAGAUCUCUCCUCAAUGAAGAUGAAUAUGGAUUUCGUAAGGCCAGGAGACCAAUAUACUAUGAUGAAGGCUUAGAGAAGACCAGGCAGACCUUGAAUGCAAAGAUAAGCCAGCUCAAUUCUGCCAUUGACAAUGUCUCUUCCCGCUUGAGAGGUGGGAACAAUGCGCCCGAGGCGCCAGUCCAAGGUGAUCCUGAAGUAGAAGCUACCAUGUGAGAUUCAUUUUACUCUCUGGUUGCUUAUGAACUUUAAGUCUUGAAAGUCCACAUGUAUUUUAAUUUUGGAUACAUAACUAUGUGUUAUUCCAAUAGCAUUGAGGAGUUUUGUUUCAGGUUUGUUAAUUCUGUUUUAUAGUUUUGGCUUACAAGAUUGUGGAUUAAUAAAUGGAUUUUGUACUC